GGUACAGCAAUGAUACCUCUACCAUGAAAAAAGGUGAGCACUUUGCUUUAGGGAAAUGGCUUAAAAGCGAUCUGUGCUACACAUUUGCUAAAAACACCUUUCCCUUCACCAACAUUGGGAUCACCACAGAUGUGUGUGGGCCCUCAAGCUCACACAGCCACUUGGCCUUGUAUGCCUACACCAUGGCCAUUCCCCAUUUCUGUAUGAGAGAAUGCUGGGACACAUGGAGAGAAGAAUAGAUAACUACAUGUAAAAGGUUUAAUAUGAAUACCAACAAGAAGCAGAGAUUGGAUAUGGAGAAGCCUACCAUGUCUAUUAAGAACUACUUUGUGGAUAAAACAAACGAGUCCCUUGCACCCAGAAGAACACUUAAAGUAAUCCAGCCAUCUGCAUCUGGAUGCCUUGUUGGAAGGACCAAAGAGCCUGUUAAAAAUUCUACAAAAAGAAAGCUGUGGAAUGAUCAGCUGACUUCAAAAAAGGCUAAAGUUGAAGUGGCUGUUGAUCCAGAACACAGGGAAAACAAAGAUUGCUCAUCUGAAGCUUAUGACCUUAUGGUGAAAGAAACACCAACUUGCCUUUACUGGAAGGAGGUUGCAGAGGAACGAAGAAAGGCCCUCUAUGAAGCAUUACAGGAAAAUGAGAAGCUGCAUAAAGAAAUAGAACUCAAAGAUGAAGAAAUUGCACGUUUGAAACAAGAAAAUGACGAAUUAAUGGAACUUGCUGGGCAUGUACAAUACAUGGCUAAUAUGAUUGAAAGGCUCACUGGAAAUGCUCCACGAAGUCUUGAAGACUUAAAGGAUUUGGAUUUGGAAGAAGCAAGAUUUGAAGAUGAAGCAGACAUGGCAGAAGCAAGGAUUGAAGAUGAAACUGACAUGGCUCGGCCCUCUAAUUCAGAUCAGAAUAUGGAUGCACAUACUGUCUAGGCUGUGAAUUGACCACAUGAGACUUAAAGUGGCCUGAAACAUAUUUAAAGAUGUCAUGGUCAGUGGAGGGUGGAAACAUGCCAUUUUGUAAUUGUCCAAUGUUUUGGGAAGGGUUUAAUUUCGGUGAAACUGACCUUAAACUACAGAACUUGCCAUCUGAAAGUUUUUAUCUGCUAAAUAUUUAAGUUGGUCACUUGACAGACAAAUACUAUGUAUUUCUUUAUUGUAAAUAGGUUUUUUUAAUGUUCCAGCCUUUAUGUGAGGUGAUUGUACAUACUUGAAUAAACUUCAGUUUUGAACGUGUUCUAAACAAA
Messenger RNA from Xenopus laevis (African clawed frog), 1237 nucleotides. It is a transcript of the gene gmnn.S, whose product is annotated as geminin, DNA replication inhibitor S homeolog. The transcript has 8 exons. The record is from RefSeq and is a predicted model, not a curated record. Gene Ontology annotation, cellular component: nucleus. Lineage: Eukaryota; Metazoa; Chordata; Amphibia; Anura; Pipidae. Gene Ontology annotation, biological process: negative regulation of DNA replication; negative regulation of cell cycle; regulation of DNA replication. The coding region runs from base 264 to 923 and encodes 219 amino acids.